This is a messenger RNA of Scleropages formosus (Asian bonytongue), 4836 nucleotides long. Its product is annotated as leucine-rich repeat transmembrane neuronal protein 4-like. The record is from RefSeq and is a predicted model, not a curated record. Lineage: Eukaryota; Metazoa; Chordata; Actinopteri; Osteoglossiformes; Osteoglossidae. Gene Ontology annotation, molecular function: protein binding. The transcript has 4 exons. Gene Ontology annotation, cellular component: plasma membrane. The coding region runs from base 185 to 1801 and encodes 538 amino acids.
GAAGAGCGGCUCCUCCGCGGCUCCGCUGCAGUUCGUUUUUACUUUAUUGCUUCGUUCUCCAUUUAUUUCAUUUCUUUUUUCGCGCUGCGGCUCCGAGCUCCACUGACGCGUCUUCGUUGCGCCGCUUCGUUUCAGCUCCGCCGUUUAUUCUCCCUACUGUAGAAGGACCAGCGGGAUCCCAAACAUGGGCUCACCGCUCGGGAUCGGCCUCCUCGUCGGGGCAUCGGCGCUGGCGCUGCUCUGCUGGGCCGAGCGAAUGUGUCCCAACGCGUGCCGCUGCGAAGGCAAGAUCGUCUACUGCGAGUCCGCCGGCUUUCAGGACGUCCCCGAGAAUGUGUCGACGGGCUGCCAGGGCCUGUCGCUGCGUUACAAUGGCCUCACCAUCCUGCUGCCCUACCAGUUCGCCCACCUCAGCCAACUCGUGUGGCUCUACCUUGACCACAACUCCAUCGGCACCGUCGACGGCCGGGCCUUCCAGGGCGUGCGGCGCCUCAAGGAGCUCAUCCUGAGCUCCAACAAGAUCUCGCAGCUCCACAACAGCACGUUCCACGGCGUGCCCAACCUGCGCAACCUGGACCUGUCCUACAACCAGCUGCAGGAGCUGCAGCCGGGGCAGUUCCAGGGGUUGCGCAAACUGCAGAGCCUGCACCUGCGCUCCAACGGUCUGACGGGUGUCCCGGUGCGCGCCUUCCUCGAGUGUCGCAGCCUCGAGUUCCUGGACCUGGGCUACAACCGCAUCCGCAGCCUCACCCGCACCACGUUCCUGGGGCUGCUCAAGUUGGCCGAGUUGCACCUCGAGCACAACCAGUUCUCCAGGAUCAACUUCUUCCUGUUUCCGCGGCUCCUCAACCUGAGGGCGCUCUACCUGCAGUGGAACCGCAUCCGCGCGGUCAGCCAGGGCCUGCCCUGGACCUGGCACACCCUGCAGAAGCUGGACCUCUCGGGGAACGAGAUCCAGGCGUUGGAUCCGGCUGUCUUUCAGUGCCUGCCCAACCUGCAGAUCCUGAAUCUCGAGUCCAAUAAGCUAAGCAACGUCUCUCGGGAGACCGUUGAUGCCUGGACUUCACUGACGGCCAUCAGCCUGGCGGGCAACGUGUGGGAUUGCAGCCCCAGCAUCUGCCCCCUGGUGGCCUGGCUGCGGAGCUUCAGGGGCAGCAAGGACACGACGAUGAUAUGCAGCAGCCCCAAGUCGCUCCAGGGGGAGAAGGUCAUGGAAGCUGUGAGGAAUUACACCAUCUGCGAGGAUGAGGCCCCGAACCUGACGCCGGUGGCCACCGCCGCUCCAGUUACGACCACGACCACGACCACGACCACAACCAGAGCCCCGCCCCCUCCUCCUCCUCCUGCCACUGCCACCCAAGCGCUUCCCGCUUCUCCCAAACCGAGGCUGCUACCCCCACCGAUCACCCCCGCUCUCACCAACAGGGGCUUUCGACCCCCGCCCAGCGCGCCCCCGCCCCCCAACAGCCUAUCCGUCACCCCCGAGCCACCGUUCGAGCACAUGUCUUUCCACAAGAUUGUGGCGGGCAGCGUGGCACUCUUCCUCUCGGUGGCACUCAUCCUGCUGGUGAUCUACGUGUCGUGGCGCCGCUACCCUGGCACCGUGCGGCAGCUGCAGCAGCACUCGGCGGGACGCAAGCGCCGCAAAAAGGCGCCGGAGCCGGAGCCGACCUUGAGCCCUCAGCUGCAGGAGUAUUAUAUGAGCUACAACCCGAGCAGCUCAGACACCAUGGACGUGCUGGUGAACGGUACGAGCCCGUGCACCUGCACCAUCUCGGGAUCCAGAGAGUGCGAGGUAUGAUCCGUCAGGAGCUCGGCGGCGCCCUCCGCAGCUCGCGGUGAGAGAAUGAAUACGUGAUUUGUCUUCGUCCCCUACCGGCAGCACGGCUCGGAGGUAAACCCGCGGUUCACGGAGAGGACGAACAAGUGGGAAGGCGUGGGGCCGCCGGACGUACUUGUGGCGUCGCAUCUGCUGGGAUGUCGGCACGGAGGCGUCCCGGUCGUCGCCGCUCUCAUGCUACAUCAGGUGCGCCUCCGCACACGCGCAAACGCUCUUCGGGAGUGUGAACCGAGGAGACGGGCGACUCCGGCAUGCGCUUCUCACGUGUGCCGACCCCCCGCUUUGCUUCGCACGAAGGACCGCCGCGUGACCGGCCGCGUGCGGCCAGCCGAGGCGGUCACCGUGGACGUGCGGAGUGAUGGGUCAGAAGCUUCCUCGCGUCGGUCUGUACUGCGGGACAGAACAGACCGGGAACCUGGUGAAACAUGGACGCGUGUACGACUUGGACGUAGAGGACUCGGGGCGUGGACGUACAGCUGCUUCUCCAAAGCCGGGACAAUGAUGGUGGCCACGUCUCACCGGGGUUCCGCACUUCACCUCACGUGCCGCUUGUGUUGCGGGCGGUUGGUCCGAGGCAGCGGGCCGGUGGGCGCCCCCUCCUCGCGUCCAGAAUGACUAAAGGCCGCUCGAGGUGUCUGCUGUUCUCGUCCCGCCGAGUCUUCUCACGAUCUGGCCUAAAACCCGUGGAUCAUCCUCUUGAGAAGUGCUCUUCCUCCUGCCGGUUCCCUCGAGACUGAAUUUCCUCCCGUCCGUCUCCUACGUGAUGUUGCCGCUCGCAUUUUCUGCAGCUUGUGGCGUUACAGACAGCGACGUCCUGCAGCCGCAUCACACGCUGCAGCCAAGAGCGACAGUUUCAUGUAUGUGCUUCACAUGACACACACUGACGCUGACAGGCACUGUGCACAGAUGGAGGCUCACACAUGUACUGCAUUCCUUGUAUCCUUCACAGAACAAUGACUCAAAUUGCACCCCCGCUAAACAAUCGGUCCAGGUGGCUGGGAGCGGCAUGGGGUGGGGUGGAGGGGCUGCAAGGAUCAAUUGAAAAAGCCCCCCACCCUCCUGGGCAGGACUUUGAGGUCCCGCCAUGAUGGAUUGCUGCUCGUACUUGCAGACCUUCCAUCAAUAAUAAAUCACGCUAAAUGGUGCCCCCUCCCUAACCCAGCCUGAGCAAUCAAUAAUGGAUGGGGUCUUUCCUGCGGCACACUCGGGUUGCUUUCGCUGAGUUUCAAGGCCAGAACCUCGGCGGCUUGGACACCAGCGGGUAGCACUACAGGGGGUGGGGAUUUGAGAUCACGGGAGAUGCCAAAUGGGUGGACAUUGAGAGUCUGGAAAAUUGGCCAAUUGGGUGGGUGCUGGGAGCAUGGGAUGAGGCCAAAGGGGUAGGUAUUGGGACCAUGGUAAAUGGCCAAAGGGAUGGGCAUUGGGACCAUGGUAAAUGGCCAAAGGGGUGGGCAUUGGGACCAUGGUAAAUGACCAAAGGGGUGGGCAUUGGGACCAUGGUAAAUGGCCAAAGGGGUGGGCGUUGGGACCUUGGGAAACGGCCAAAGGAGUUGGCCUUGAAGAUCUUGAGACGAGCCAAAGGAAGUGGGCACCGGGGAACAUAGGACAGGGUGACAGGACUUCAGCACCGAGCAGCGCUGGGAAAGGCCAAAGUAGAUAGAUUCUGCGAUAGGUGCGAAGGGAGUCGGGUCUGAGACCGUUGAAUGGGCUCCAGUAAGUGACCGACGGAGAAGACGGGGCAGAGUCUGAAGGCUGUGGCUUUAGCAACAUGGGACAGGGUCCACGGGGGAACACUGUCGACCACGCCAGGUCGCGGUGGGAGCUACAGAGAUCCUGUGGGGGCUAUGCCGCUCGUUCCCAAAGACUCACCCUUGAGGGUUUCCGCCGAACGGACGGGGAGGUCGGCGCUCGGCGUUCAGCGCUCGAUUCCCUGACGAAACGCAAACUCGGCGGGUUCGUUCGAAGGGCAGAAAACUGACUUAAUCUCGAGGUAAAAAAUACCCACCCGGCAGAGCAACGGAGUGCAUUUAUUUCGAAGGAAAAGCAGUGAUUCAUAGUGCGCAGCCAAUUAUUGUCCCCUGUCUCCGUGAAAAGCGAGACGAGGUUCCCGAGUCCAGCUGGUAGCGGAACUCUGGGUGAGGAUUGAUCUGUCUUUUCUGGCAGAUUCUCGGCGGAGGGGAAAACAGCUUUUGGUUUCUCUGAACAGGUUUAAAGGAUUUUGGAGUAAACCGCUGGAAGAGAUUCAGUGUGAGCUGUGUGAGGAGUUUUCUGAAAGCAGUGUGGAAAUGGGAAAAUGUGGAUGCGUGUGUGUCUGUGUGCGUCUGUGUGUGUGUGUGUGUGUGUGUAUGUGUGUGUGUGUGUGUGCGCGUCUCUGCUUUGGCGCCGUUCUGCCGCUUGUUAGCCUGUCUAAAGGAAGCGUGGACGACCCUCCCCUCUGGAAUGCGUGAACCGCUGAGGAAGUGGCGGUGCACCUGCCAAAGGGAAUAGCCAGUGCCUCCCGCCGCUUGCAGGUGUCUCCGGGAAUAACCUUGUGUGUCUCCACGAGUCCGAGCCGCCACGUCAGAGUGGUGUGAAGACCAGCAUCUGGAACCCCUAGAUUGCACCUGGUCGCCCAUCCCCCACCCGCAAAAUGUCGGCUGCUUUAAAGGCCACAUCUUGAUAGGGAGUGAGUGUGUGUGUGUGUGUGUGUGUGUGUGUGUGUGUGUGUGUGUGUGUGUGAGAGAGAGAGAGAGACUGAGAGAGUCUCUAGCAGAUUGUACAGUAUUUCCACACCUCUUGUUUACUUCACCUCCGCUGUAAAUAACCCGGACGGGACGUGCGUGUUCCUCUCUCGCUGCACCGUCUCCCUGUUUCCUCGUUGCGUGGAAAGCAGCCGCACGCUGCCGGAAGAGGAAGAAAUGGAGAAAACAGACAAAAAAUGAUUUUCUACUGCACAUUCACACUCUAUUGCUCCCCUCCACCCUCAGCCCAAAAAUAGAAAUGGAGAUUUUUAUUGA